This is a messenger RNA of Lindgomyces ingoldianus, 1133 nucleotides long. RefSeq lists its product as uncharacterized. The transcript is spliced from 3 exons. The record is from RefSeq and is a predicted model, not a curated record. Bases 102 to 923 code for a protein of 273 amino acids. NCBI's taxonomy places the organism in Eukaryota, Fungi, Ascomycota, Dothideomycetes, Pleosporales, Lindgomycetaceae.
GUGCGCGACCUCACAACAACAACACCAAACCCUCUCUCUUCUUCAAACCCUCAUUGACAACCUCUUUCGCCUCCUCUCACCUUACACACCCCCUCUCGACAAUGGUCUCCACGCGCCAACACCCCAGGGAAUUCCCCCCACCCGAAUCCUCCCCCACCAAAGCCUCCCCGCGCAAAACCUCGCGCAAUGCGACCACCUCACCCGCGCCCAGCUCUCCCAAUUCCGCAAACACGUCUCUGACAAAGCGUGCCGUGUCGAACUCCAGUGCUGUGGCUCCUGCGUUUUCAGAAGGAUGGUCGCACACCGCAUCCAACAUCACCAUUCUCUGGAUCUGCGUUAGUCUACCCCUCGUCAUCUGGGACUCCUUGUACAUCCUGCUUCGUCCCCAUACGAUGGCUGGAGGGAUAUUGCAAUGGCCUAUCUGGAAACCGUAUGAAAUUUACGCGAGCAUUGAUUAUGUAUAUGGGUGGCCUGGGUGGGAGGGUAAUGAUGGGUUUGGAGGUGCACAGGGCGCGAUCAAUGCGAUUGAAGCGGUACUGUAUGGACUGUAUAUUAUGAUUAUUUUCAAUCACGGAGUGCCAGCGGCUGGGGGGAGGGGGCUGCAGGUUGGACAGGGUGUGAGGGGAUGGCUUGCGGGGGGCAUGAGAGUGGAGGGGAAGACGGGGAAUAGGGCGUUGCUUAUUGGGUUUUCAGCAGCGCUGAUGACGUUGAGUAAGACUGUGCUUUACUAUCUGAAUGAGUACUUCUCCGGCUUUGAGAAUACAAAGCACAAUGACUGGCCCACUCUGAUUCUCUUCUACGGUAUUAUGAAUGGCCUAUGGAUUGUUUUCCCCGCUUAUAUGACCAUCGUUUUCGGCGCAGAUAUUUCGGAAGCUCUCGACAUUGCUACCGAUUCCUCAUCUGCCUCUAAAAAGAAGUACUAAUCAAUCCAACCCAGCCGUAUCCUCUUGUCUUCAAUCCACUCGUUCUCUGAAAUGGCAUGGCCAGCCUUUCAGAAAUCCUUUCUUUCAUUCUCAACUCAGAGCAGUGGCUCCCCUACCGAGCUUCUGUUCCUUCUAUCUGCUUCUCGCCCGCAGAAUGGCCACAGGCGGCGGAUGCCCGUUUUCGUGCGGUUGUAGACGGUCUUUAGGAGU